Rotaria sp. Silwood2 is the source of this 849-nucleotide messenger RNA. The record is from the annotation of a GenBank genome assembly. Lineage: Eukaryota; Metazoa; Rotifera; Eurotatoria; Philodinida; Philodinidae.
AUGAUAACAAGAUACUACCGUUUUAUGCAAUUGAAAGCAUAUCAUCCAGCUAAUAUUCUAUUGAUUCCUACUAUAGAUAUUGAAAUUGUUUGGCAAACUCAUUUACUUCGACCUGAAAUAUAUCAAGCCGAUUGUCGUCAUUUGUUUCGUCGAGUUAUUGAUCAUUCAUUAUUAAUCAAUGACAUUCAACAACAUAUUAAAGAACAAGCAUUUCAAGAUACUUGUCAAUUAUAUGAACAAAGAUUUGGUGAACAAUAUUGUCCAUUAACAUCAAUCGAUGAGAAAAAAGAAGCUAAGUCAAAUGUUUCUCACGAUAGUUCCGGUACAUUCUGUUGUAUCGGUGAAAAUUAUUCUUAUUGGGAUAAUACAUAUUACAAAUUUCCAUUGAAAAUACCUAAAGAUUAUGAAAAUCCUUUUUCAUUUACGGAUGCCGAUAUAAUCAUAGAUAUGAAUUGGCUUGAUUUUUGUAAACAAUUUAUGGCAAAUCCGAAAUGUAAUAGUCGUUUUUUUAAUCAUAAUCUGGAUCAAAGACAUAAACUCAGAUUUGGACACGAUGCGAUGAAAAAAUUAGAAAAAUCGUAUGAACGGUUUUUAUACAUGGCAGCUAAAUAUCCAUUGAAAGAUGGGAAUGUUUUUAUAUCUCCGACAUAUGCGAUUGACAUCAUCUGGCAUUCUCAUAUGCAAGAACCAUUGAAAUAUGUAGCUGACUGCAUUCGUCUUGUUGGCUAUGUUAUUAAUCAUUCUCCAUGGCCACAAAUUGAUGAUCAUACUAUGAAAAAAUCAUGUGAUAAAACGAAUGAUAUUUGGAAAGAAGAAUUUGACUCUGAUAUAACAACAGAUCAUGUUUAA